AUGCGGUCGCCCACCGCUACACGGUUAGCAGCGCGGACAUGGGUCUCCUGCAGUUUGCCCCUUGCGCAGGCUUUGUUUGCUCUCCUGGCCAUUAUGACCUCCCUUGUGCUGGAACGGGACCACUUGGCCAGGGAUCUUCGGAACACCGACGCUGAGUCGAUGAUCUCCGGCUUUCGCAGGGUGCUUGAAGGCGUUUGUGAUGGUGGGGUGCUCCUGGAUGAUGGCUUGCGCAUCCAAGAGGGCUCGCAUGGCUUGAAACGAAUUCUGUCCAACUGCGAAAGCUUCGACAAGAAGCUCUUUCAAGACCUUCUCAGCCCGAACGCAGAAGAGCUCGAGCGCUUCGCCGAGUUCAUCUCAGAGACGACCCUUGCGGGGCAAAGUGUCGCCCCAUGCUUGCGGCUGUCUAUGCAGUCUCCUGGUGGGCGACUGGGGGUGGAUGCGUAUCAUGUGGCCUUACCACACCUCUAUGGUUCUGAGGGGAUGUACCAUCUUCUCGCACUGAAGAGAGACGUCGAAGAGCGGGCCAUUCCUGAAGCGUAA
Messenger RNA from Symbiodinium natans, 540 nucleotides. The record is from the annotation of a GenBank genome assembly. NCBI's taxonomy places the organism in Eukaryota, Dinophyceae, Suessiales, Symbiodiniaceae.